Messenger RNA from Megalopta genalis, 5335 nucleotides. RefSeq names its product WD repeat-containing protein 44. The record is from RefSeq and is a predicted model, not a curated record. Gene Ontology annotation, molecular function: protein binding. Lineage: Eukaryota; Metazoa; Arthropoda; Insecta; Hymenoptera; Halictidae.
ACCUCUUUAUUGGAUGGACUCGUGCAGUGUUACCACUUUUGCAUCGUUAAUUUACGUUCGAAAGAACUAGGAUAAUUGAAAUACGCACCAGCCUAUACUCGGCACGGGGCAGUGCAUUUGUGUAACCGCUAUUAGAAGUCAAAUCAUGACUUCGUGCCGAUCGCAAUCCUGUAGCCGCUUUUAUCUAGCCCUAGUGUUCGCGAUUUUGCGAAACGCGUGACGCGUCUUGACAGUAUCGAUGUGGACAAUAUUAUUAUUACCGAUCAUUCAGUGCAGACGACAAUGUCUGGAAGCAGCGAUUCCGAAGAAUUUUUUGACGCGGAGGAUGAUAGUUUCCAACGUAAUUCACGGAGAAGUAAACAGCGCGAUUCCUUUAGUAUUGAAAUUCGAUCCAAGGAUAGUUCAGAUGUACUUGCUUCGGCAGUACAUAUAUUAAAAUUGGAUAGUUCAGAUAUUUCUAAAAAAGCAGAUGAUGAUGAUGAUGUUUUUGUGAAACCUGCUGAACCAAAAUCAAUUGUAGAACCAAAGGAUGAUUUAUCUAUAGAAUAUGUAUCUUGUAAAGACAAAUCAGAAGAAGAUGGGAAAGAAACGAGUGCAGAUAAAAUUGUUGGUCGUAGAAGAUUCCGUGAACUUCGACAACGCAUGCAAACAGAAGAUGAUGAUAUCCCAAUUAAUAGUUCCCCUCCAGAUAGUCAAACAUCAUCCAUCGAGGGCGUUUAUCCUGCUCCUUCGAAAACGACACAUCCAUUUAGAAUCAUUGAACAUGACACUCUUAGCCUACAAAGCAUGACCUCUUUAGGACGAGUGGGUCGAAUUUUAGCUGGAGUUGGGGACAGUGCUUCUGCUGUACUCGUAACAAACGUACCCCAGUGUCCUCCUUCUGCCAUCCUUACCCGAGAAAGCCAGAUGUCCUCCAUUGCUAGUAUUCCAAGCAAAGACGAGGACACAGUAUCUGGUAAGGUGUCCCAGUCCUCCAGCAUCCUUACGUUAUCAGGGGAUAUCCUUCAGGAAUCCUCUGUUAACAGUAGGUCAAAUUAUUCUUCUCACUCACAAAAUGAUAAGACUGUUAUGCUUCAAGAACCCGAUGUCAUCGCUAGUACAAAGAAUAACGGAAAAUCAAGCGAAGAUGUAACUGUGGUCAGAAUACCUGUUGCUCCACCCAGACGUAAAAAAAAGUCAAAAGCUCAGACACCUACUGACCUUGCUCCUUCCACAACGGAAUCAGUGCUCCCUGCAUCGCCACUACCGAGUCCAGCAAGUACGAUUGAGUCGAUCACGAGGGAAUUUGAACAUUCGCUUGAUAUUAGAUCUGCGACAAAGGGACAGUAUGUUGUUAAACCACAAGACGAAGAUAAAUUAAAAGCAGAAGGACCGUCAGUUGAAGAAUUGGAAAGAUUAGAAAGAGUCAAAGCUGAAUUAAUGAGCGUGAGAUCAAGCGACAAAUCCAGUAGUCCAAUGGGUUCCAUGUCCAGUAACAGUAUUGGUCGUUACUCUUUGGGUCCCCAUAAACUUACAGGUAUAAGCUCUCCCGGUUCAAAGGAGAGACGGAAAUCUGCUGGUGAUCAAGAUAUGGUCAAACAGUUAAAUAUGUUCGUGAGAACGAGAACGGAUUCCGGCAAACGCCUAACAGACAUGGUGUUUGUUUCCUUUCAGGAAAUAUUGGAACAAGUAACCGUAUUAAACUUAGACACUGGUGAAAGAGUGCCAUUAAGUAUAGCGGAAGAUAAGCUACCACAGUGUAUUAAUCCUUUAUCGCUUCAUAUUAUGAGACUCACCUCGGAAUAUAUUAGCAAUUCUAGUCUCGAGAAGGAGAAAGAAAGUGACGAGGAAAGUGUUGACAGUAAAAUGUCCAGUAUACCGCCAGACGAGGACGUUUCUGUCGGCAGAGUUCGGAAGAGGACUCAAAAGAUCAAACGAUUUUUAGGAUCUACUGUAAAAAAGACAAUGGACAAAGCAAAGUCUAUCGCGCAGGAGGUGUCGCAUGCAAGGCACAAGGAAGACGUUAUGGACAUAGUAGACGACGUUUAUCCUGGCGAACAGCAAUAUAUCAAAUUAAAAGCAUCCAACAGUCACAAAGGACCGUACGAAUUCAGUUGUCUGCAACAUGUUCAGGACUUGAGUGGCGAACACGUGGGCCCUGUUUGGUGUAUGAAAUUCUCUGCCUGUGGACGAUUGCUUGCGACAGCAGGACAAGAUCGAGUUUUGAGAAUUUGGGUUCUGCGCGACGCUUUUAGAUAUUUUCAGGACAUGCGAACUAAAUAUAACGCGGAGAAAGUUAGUCCUACGCCUUCACAGGAAUCUCUGGUCUCGCAACAAUCAAUGGAAGAUCCCAAUGUUGUGGCUAGUGCCUUCAGUGAAAUCGAGGGGACGAAAAGUCCGUUCAUGCCGAAGCCGUUUUGCACUUACACUGGCCAUACCUCGGAUUUGCUCGACGUCUCCUGGUCUAAAAAUUACUUCAUUCUGUCUUCGUCGAUGGACAAAACCGUGCGGCUGUGGCAUAUAUCGACGAAGGAGUGUCUAUGUUGUUUCCAGCAUAUUGAUUUCGUUACAGCGAUAGUAUUUCAUCCUCGUGACGAUCGAUACUUCCUGUCAGGAUCCUUGGACGGUAAACUACGAUUAUGGAACAUCCCGGAUAAGAAAGUCGCCGUGUGGAGCGAAGUCGAUGGUCAAACCAAAUUAAUCACCGCUGCCAACUUCUGUCAGAAUGGAAAAUUCGCGGUGGUAGGCUCGUACGACGGCCGAUGUAUAUUUUACAAUACGGACCAGCUGAAGUAUCACACGCAGAUUCAUGUCCGAUCGACCAGAGGUAAAAACUCGACGGGAAGAAAGAUCAGCGGUAUCGAGCCCAUGCCCGGCGAAGAUAAGAUCCUGGUCACCUCGAACGAUAGUCGUAUACGAUUGUACGACUUGAGGGAUUUGAAUUUGUCAUGCAAAUAUAAGGGUUAUGUUAACGUCAGUAGUCAGAUUAAAGCGAGUUUUAGCCCCGACGGGCAAUACAUAGUUAGCGGUUCGGAGAAUCAGUGCAUUUAUAUCUGGAAAACCCAUCACGAUUAUUCGAAAUUCUCUAGCGUACGUAGAGACCGAAAUGACUUCUGGGAAGGCAUCAAAGCUCACAACGCUGUAGUGACAUGCGCAGUAUUUGCACCAAAUCCAGAUAGUAUUAUUAAACAAAUUGAAGAGAGGGAGCAGUGGAAAACCAAGGAAGACGCGAAACAUCUAGCUAGUUCAACCGUAGACGUUCCUCCAGUUGAUCCAGUGGUUGAACAGCGCACCAAAGGCUGUGGUGGCCAUGUUCUCGUGAGCGCUGACUUCAAUGGCUGCAUAAAGGUUUUUGUAAAUAAAACGAAACCUAAGCAUAGUUCCCUGCCGGCGUCCGCUCUUGCAUAACAUCACAUUAAGUUCACCUACGCACUAUUGUUAAUAACUAGACAAUGCUAUGGACACCAGUAUAUGAUAUACACAUAUAUCCUAGAUCAGUCGCCGAUGCAAAACAUAUAUCUAUGUUUUGCAUCGACGAAUGAUCUAGGAUUCACUGAACGCUGUUUUUCAAAGUAAACCGCGAUUGUGCUACGAAUUUUCGAUGACAGAAUAUUUUCUGAUAGAGGAUUAUUUCACGAUUAAAAGCUUCCAAAAUCUAAUUAGUAAUACCAAAAUUAACUUAGCAACGUCCGUGAGUUAGAUCUUCCGACGAUGUUUCAGGAUGCUUUCUGAAAACAAGUGGGAAGUUUGAUUCGCGACGGAUCGAUUAAAUCAUUGUAACCGUAUUAUUUUCACUAAAGCUUUAAGUAAGCCAUACGAGAGACGCGUAUAGUUUUUUAACAUGUAUUUUCAUUACCUUCGACGUUUUUCUUUUAUUCUUUUUAUUUUUCAUUUCACACGAUAUUUUUUUAUUGACUUUUCUUUUCUUGUAUUUAUAUUAUAUUUCUUUCGGUGCUGGUCCACUGUGAUCAUUUUACGUUUUAUAAAAACGGAUUGCCAGAACGGUGUCACUAGUAUGGGGAAGGAAUGUGCGGGAGCAGCGAGUGACAUCGCACGUUUCGAUUUAAUUUAUAAAAAGCGAAGAGCACCUUGGUGACAAAAAGGUAUAAACGGGCACGCAUGCGACGGUCGAGUAGAAAAAGAAAAUCAAUGAUCGAACGAAUCAUAUGGAUAACCGGAAAACUUACAGAUAUAUUCCCUGGUGAUCCAUUGUUAGACAAAUGUUGAAUAGUAUCUACAAAGUUUAAUGAAAAUCAAACCGGAUUUUCGGAUCCUAAUGGUUUCUAAAAGUAUAUACUCUAUAAAACUUUACCGUGAUAAGAUAGCGUAAUACAUCGAAGACAAUAUUUAGAAAGAAAAAAAAUAAAUAAAAAAUGAAGGGAAAAAAAUACAGCGCGGGGCGGAAGAGUUGAGAAUGCAUCAUCGUUAAGUUUUUCUACAAACGCAGUUUAUAUUUUAGAGACGACCUCACAAUGUUCAAUAUGAAAGUUAAUUGUUCGACGUAUCAUACGGAUCAUCAUUUGAUGUUGCGCUCUAUAUAAAACGCAGUUAUAAAUUUAAUCGAUUAUAACUAAGCGCAAGACUUGUCUUGCAUAUAAUCAUUAAUUAUGUACCGCAAAGAGUUAACAUUACAUGCUCACAACACUCGCUAUGUUCGGUGUUCGACACGACGUCGUAACCGUGUGUCGCUUUGAUUUGAUUUCGAACGAGAAAACAAAGGAGUAAUAAAAAUCAAUGAAAAAAAGUGCAAAAAAAAAUGAAAAAAAGCAAACAAACAAAUGAAUAAAAAGCUGUUGUGCGAAAUAGUAUUUCGCAAUGUGUCAAUUAUAGCGGCGAAGUUGUGCCGUGUAAUACAAGAAAUGACGGCUUAAACGCUGUUCGGGAACUCUGCAUUUUACGAUUCUCGAUUUAUUUGAUAAACUAUGUCGUAAAAGGUGAUGCGUUAUUCCAGUCGCGAGUUGAAGCACGAUGAUGAUGAUGAUGAUGAUGAUGGUAGCCGCGAGAUCUAUCCGGUGCCGCGGCCAUAAUUGAACGAUCAAAUUGCCGGUAUACGGUGUAUUUUAUUUGUAUCGCAAACUCGAUGUAAAUACACAGGAAAGAAAUGUAGGUAUUUUGUGUAUAAAUGCAAUUGUAAAUAAUAUAUAUUAAUUCGAGGCGAUAGUAUCGAUCGCUUAUUAACGACAGUCAUUUCGACAGCGGCGUGCACAAAACUAUUGUUUGUGAUCUCGUAGUAAGCAGUAAUCAUGUAAUAUAUUAAUGUAUCAAUAGUGUAUUCAUGUAUGGAAAUGUGUCUGUUUUUUAAGUUGACGUCACACAGCAAUAUACAUCAACUUUACAUUAAAUUAUUGAAGAUCAA